Molecule: messenger RNA, 2490 nt
Organism: Coffea eugenioides
Lineage: Eukaryota; Viridiplantae; Streptophyta; Magnoliopsida; Gentianales; Rubiaceae
Product: G-type lectin S-receptor-like serine/threonine-protein kinase At4g27290
Exons: 7
Coding region: 1-2490 (829 amino acids)
Biological process (GO): recognition of pollen; protein phosphorylation
Molecular function (GO): ATP binding; protein serine/threonine kinase activity
Source: RefSeq, a predicted model, not a curated record
AUGAGCCACAAACAGAAAGGAUAUGUUAUGUUCUUUCAAUUUCCACCAAGAAUCAAGUUGAGAAGAGAGUCGGAAAGAUUUCCCUUCCUCUUCUUCUCCUUUAUUCUAGUACUUUGCAGAUCACACGUUUGCAAUGCAGUUGACACAAUAACCACCAUUGAACCACUCCGAGAUGGUGAAACCAUCACUUCCUCAGGUGGAAAUUUUGAACUGGGAUUUUUCAGCCCAGGCAAUUCCAGCAGCCGAUACGUAGGUAUAUGGUAUAACAACAUAUCUUCCACAACCGUGGUAUGGGUUGCCAACAGAGGGGCUCCACUUACCAAUGCAUCAGGUAUCUUGAAGGUUGCUAAGUCCGGACAGUUGAUUCUUUUAGAUUAUGCUAAUAACAUCAUCUGGUCUACAAAUUUGUCCAGACCUGUGCAGAAUCCGUUUGCUCAGCUUUUAGAUUCUGGGAAUUUUAUCCUGAAAGAUUCGGACGAUGAAAAUUCGGAUAAUUUUCUCUGGCAGAGUUUCGAUCAUCCAACUGAUACGCUUUUACCUGGCAUGAAGCUUGGUUGGAACUUGGAAACCGGCCAGGAGUUCUAUCUGACAUCUUGGAAGAACGAGAAUGAUCCAGCACCUGGCGAGUUUACAUAUCGCACAGAUAUUACUGGAUAUGCGGAACACGUGCUGAGAAAGGGCCCUAUUGUGAUAAGUCGAGGAUUACCUUGGACUGGCAUUGAAACUGUGGAUUAUAGUGGGGCUCCAAAUACUGGGAAAAAUCCUGUAUACUCGUUUGCUCUAGUUUAUAACCAGAGAGAGUUGUAUUUCAGCUAUCAACUCCUGAAUUCUUUUGCUUCAAGGUUUGUAUUAAAUCAAAGUGGUGUUGCACAGAAUUGGUUAUUGUUCGAUGAUGAAAGAGAAGGUUGGGUCCUUCACUUUAAUAUACCAAAUAAUACCUGUGAUUCUUAUGGACUGUGCGGACCAUAUGGUGCUUGCAAUAUUGCAAAUGAUCCAAUAUGUGGAUGUUUGGAAGGAUUUCAACCAAAAUAUCCUCAUCGAUGGGUUAAGAAAGAUUGGUCAGGUGGGUGUAUCAGGAGGACGCCCCUGAAUUGCGAGAACGGAGAUGAAAACGGUUUCUUGAAGUAUUCUGUUUUUACGUUUCCAGAAACAAAAAAUACCUGGUACAGUGGAGAUACGGCUCUUGAAGAUUGCAAGACUCUCUGCUUGAAGAAUUGCUCUUGUACGGCUUAUGCAAAUCCAGAUGCACGUGAUGGAGGAAGCGGCUGCUUGCUUUGGUUUGAACAGCUCAUUGACAUCAGAGAGAAUUCUCAAGGGCAAGAUGUCUACAUUAGGCUGGCUUCAACUGAAUUAGUAUCUCGCAACGGCUUUAGCUGGAGGACAAGAGUAACACGUAUAGUUGGUGUAUCACUAUCGAGCGGAGUGCUUCUUUUAGGCCUGAGCCUUACACUAUAUCGCAAACGGAAGAAGAAGUUAGAGGAUUACGAGGAUGAAGAACUGGUGCUCUUUGAUUUAGACACGCUAAUUCAAGCUACUAGUAACUUUUCACCCAGUAAUAAGCUUGGAGAGGGUGGAUUUGGGCCGGUCUACAAGGGCGUGUUAGAAGAUGGACAGGAGAUAGCAGUGAAGCGACUUUCAAAAACUUCCACUCAAGGGCUUGAUGAGUUCAAGAACGAAGUUAUAUACAUCACCAAGCUCCAACAUCGAAAUCUUGUUAAAAUGUUAGGUUGCUGCAUUCAGGGAGAAGAAAAGAUGCUGAUAUAUGAAUUCAUGCACAACCGAAGCCUGGAUUCCUUUAUAUUUGAUCCAGCACGAAGCAGAUUGCUUGAUUGGCCUCAGCGAUUCAACAUAAUUAAUGGUAUAGCUCGGGGACUUUUAUAUCUUCAUGAAGAUUCACGACUGAGAAUUAUCCAUAGAGACCUAAAGGCUAGCAACAUUUUGCUAGAUGACACAAUGAACCCAAAGAUAUCAGAUUUUGGAACGGCUAGAAGUUUCAUAGGUAAUGAGACUGGAGCUAGGACAGACCGAGUAGCUGGAACAUAUGGCUACAUGUCACCAGAGUAUGCAAUGCAAGGCCGUUUUUCAGUAAAAUCUGAUGUAUUUAGUUUUGGAGUGACAAUACUUGAGAUUGUCAGUGGUCAGAAAAAUAAUGCAUUUGUCCACCCUGGUCACCACCACAGCCUUCUAGGCCAUGCGUGGAAACUAUACAAGGAAGGAAGGUCAUUGGAACUAGUUGACGAAAGCCUAGGAAACUACUCCACUGGUUUAACAGAUGUAUUACGAUCAAUCCAUGUUGGUCUGUUGUGUGUUCAACAAUAUCCAGAAGAUAGACCCAACAUGUCUGCUGUGGUUAUGAUGUUAGGUAAUGAAGGGGCUCUUCCUCAAGCUCAUCAGCCUGGUUUUUUCGCGGAAAGAAAUGAAUCUUGUUCUGCCGCCUGUGUUGCUAGCUCACAAAAUGAUAUGACUAUUACAAUCUUAGAGCCUCGAUAA